Messenger RNA from Rhododendron vialii, 812 nucleotides. RefSeq names its product protein RALF-like 34. Lineage: Eukaryota; Viridiplantae; Streptophyta; Magnoliopsida; Ericales; Ericaceae. The coding region runs from base 148 to 555 and encodes 135 amino acids. The record is from RefSeq and is a predicted model, not a curated record. The transcript has a single exon.
AUUAUCAAACGUCGAAGAAAUGUGUGGCGGUGCACCAAGCUCACCAAAUAAAUUUUCCACCACACAACCACGACCAUCUCUAUCUUCCGUCCCUCUCUAAAAAAGAGUAAAAUCAAGUUUUGUCCCCUCCAUCUUCUUCUGAUUCCAAUGGCGCGGGCAAAUCCUCUAACCCUCACCACUCUCCUCUCCCUCCUCCUCAUCCCCCUCCUCCGCGCCCCGCCCGUCCGAGCCAAUGCCGACGAGACCAGCAUCCAGCUGGUCACAGACGAGCUGGAGUACUGGCCGCCGGCGUCGACAAUGUCACUCUACGACGCCGACCAGUUCGACGCCGGCGGCGACGAGGUGGACCCAGACGGCGUGGCAAUCGGCCGGCGGUCACUGUUCUGGCGCUCAAUAAUGCGGUACUACAUCUCGUACGGCGCGCUCUCCGCCAACAGAAUCCCGUGCCCGGCUCGCUCUGGUAGGUCCUACUACACCCACAACUGUUACCACGCUAGAGGCCCUGUUCAUCCUUACACCAGAGGUUGCUCCAGAAUCACUCGUUGCCGCAGAUAAGGAAUUCUGUACUUAAAUCUCUAAGACAAAAAUAAUGGACUUGUCUGGUCAAUGUAGUUGUAGUUGUAUAAUCAGUCGAUCUGUUUUCGUGUGUCUUUGGUUUGGUGGAUGUAGCUUUCGAGUUUAAUUUGUUUUUGUGAUUUCUUUUUUUGUGGGUUUGGGGAGUCUCAGUCGUCUUUCGAUGUGGUAAGGGAAGGAUGGAUUUGUGUUCUGUAAUGUUUUCCAAUAUAUCUGAAAACAGGACUGGCGUUUAUGAA